AUGGCGGUCGGUGACUCGGACCGUGUCCAAGAAGCCCAGAAGCUCACCAAGACCAACCCUGGCAAAGCAGAGGCCAUCUACAAGGAAAUCACAUCUACUGCCCCCAGUGCAGCCUCCGAUUCCGCGACCCGAGAAUAUGAGAUUGCUCUGAUCAGCCUAGGCGAGCUCUACAGAGACCAGACGCGGACACAGGACCUGGUCAACCUUGUAAAAGAGAGCAGAUCAGUGUUUUCCUCCUUUGCAAAGGCCAAGUCUGCUAAGCUGGUGCGCCAACUGCUCGACAUCUUCAGAGACAUUCCCAACAGUACCGACAUCGAGAUUGCUGUGACUAAAGAUUGUAUCGAAUGGGCUACUUCCGAACGCCGCGCUUUUCAGCGACAGGACUUGGAAGUCCGACUCGUCACCCUUCACAUGACCAAGCUAUCUUGGUACGAUGCGCUUACCCUCAUCAAUGGACUUCUUCGCGAGCUCAAGCGUCUCGAUGACAAGCUACGCUUAGUCGAAGUCCAGCUCCUCGAGUCCCGAGUCUACCACGCCCUUGGAAACAUCCCGAAGGCCCGCGCUGCUUUGACCAGCGCCCGAACAAGCGCCGCCAGCGUCUACACCCCUCCAUUGCUUCAAGCCAACCUCGAUAUGCAGAGCGGUAUGCUUCACGCCGAGGAUAAGGACUUCAAUACCGCAUUCUCAUACUUCAUCGAGGCGUUGGACGGAUACCACAGCCAGGAGGAGAGUGGCAAGGCGCAGGCGGCCCUCCAGUACAUGCUGCUUUGCAAGAUUAUGCUGAACCUUGUUGAGGACGUCAACCAGCUCAUGUCGUCCAAACAGGCGCUCAAGUAUGCUGGGAAGAACCUUGAGGCUAUGAAGGCCAUUGCUCGCGCGCACUCGAAUCGCUCCCUGGAGGAGUACGAGAGGGCUCUCUCUGCCUACCGGUACGAGCUGGGCAGUGAUGCUUUCAUCCGCAACCAUCUUCGACGACUUUAUGAUGCCAUGUUGGAGCAGAACUUGAUCAAGGUUAUCGAGCCAUUCUCUCGCGUUGAGAUUGACCAUAUCGCUAAGAUGGUCGGUCUUGAUACGCAGCAAGUUGAGCGCAAGCUAUCACAAAUGAUCCUGGACAAGGUCAUCAUUGGCGUCCUCGAUCAAGGUGCAGGAUGCCUAAUCAUCUUCGAUGAGACUCAUCGUGACGAAUCUUACGACGCUGCUCUGAAGACUAUUGAUAAGCUGAGCAAUGUGGUGGAUGCGUUAUACACGAACCAGGCUUCUCUGCUAGAGUAA
Molecule: messenger RNA, 1272 nt
Organism: Clonostachys rhizophaga
Lineage: Eukaryota; Fungi; Ascomycota; Sordariomycetes; Hypocreales; Bionectriaceae
Source: the annotation of a GenBank genome assembly